Ochotona curzoniae (black-lipped pika) is the source of this 3884-nucleotide messenger RNA. It is a transcript of the gene CAMK2G, whose product is annotated as calcium/calmodulin dependent protein kinase II gamma. Gene Ontology annotation, cellular component: cytoplasm; neuron projection. Gene Ontology annotation, molecular function: calcium/calmodulin-dependent protein kinase activity; calmodulin binding; ATP binding. The record is from RefSeq and is a predicted model, not a curated record. Gene Ontology annotation, biological process: protein phosphorylation. NCBI's taxonomy places the organism in Eukaryota, Metazoa, Chordata, Mammalia, Lagomorpha, Ochotonidae. Bases 149 to 1915 code for a protein of 588 amino acids. The transcript is spliced from 23 exons.
UCUCUCUCUCUCUCCUCUCUCCCCGGUAAAGUCUCGCGGUGCUGCCGGGCUCAGCCCCGUCUCCUCCUCUUGCUCCCUCGGCCGGGCGGCGGUGACUGUGCACCGACGUCGGCGCGGGCUGCACCGCCGCGUCCGCCCGCCCGCCAGCAUGGCCACCACCGCCACCUGCACCCGCUUCACCGACGACUACCAGCUCUUCGAGGAGCUCGGCAAGGGUGCUUUCUCUGUGGUCCGCAGGUGUGUGAAGAAAACCUCCACGCAAGAGUAUGCAGCCAAAAUCAUCAACACCAAGAAGCUGUCUGCCCGAGAUCACCAGAAGCUAGAACGUGAGGCCCGGAUAUGCCGACUUCUGAAACAUCCCAACAUCGUGCGCCUCCAUGACAGUAUUUCUGAAGAAGGGUUUCACUACCUCGUGUUCGACCUCGUCACUGGCGGGGAGCUAUUUGAAGACAUCGUGGCGAGAGAGUACUACAGCGAGGCCGAUGCCAGCCACUGUAUUCACCAGAUUCUGGAGAGUGUUAACCACAUUCACCAGCAUGACAUUGUACACAGGGACCUGAAGCCUGAAAACUUGCUGCUGGCGAGCAAAUGCAAGGGUGCCGCCGUCAAGCUGGCCGACUUUGGCCUCGCCAUCGAAGUGCAGGGAGAACAGCAGGCUUGGUUUGGUUUUGCUGGCACGCCAGGUUAUUUGUCUCCUGAGGUCUUGAGGAAAGAUCCUUAUGGAAAACCUGUGGACAUCUGGGCCUGUGGGGUCAUCCUGUAUAUCCUCCUGGUGGGAUACCCUCCCUUCUGGGAUGAGGAUCAGCACAAGUUGUAUCAGCAGAUCAAGGCUGGAGCCUAUGAUUUCCCAUCGCCAGAAUGGGACACGGUGACUCCGGAAGCCAAGAACUUGAUCAACCAGAUGCUGACCAUAAACCCGGCGAAGCGUAUCACGGCCGACCAGGCUCUCAAGCACCCAUGGGUCUGUCAACGAUCCACGGUGGCUUCCAUGAUGCACCGUCAGGAGACUGUGGAGUGCUUGCGCAAAUUCAAUGCCCGGAGGAAACUGAAGGGUGCCAUCCUCACAACUAUGCUUGUCUCCAGGAACUUCUCAGUUGGCAGGCAGAGCUCCGCCCCCGCCUCGCCUGCCGCGAGCGCCGCCGGCCUGGCCGGGCAAGCUGCCAAAAGUCUGUUAAACAAGAAGUCGGAUGGCGGUGUCAAGAAAAGGAAGUCGAGUUCCAGCGUGCACCUAAUGCCACAGAGCAACAACAAAAACAGUCUCGUAAGCCCAGCCCAAGAGCCCGCGCCCUUGCAGACGGCCAUGGAGCCACAAACCACCGUAGUGCAUAAUGCUACAGAUGGGAUCAAGGGCUCCACAGAGAGCUGCAAUACCACUACAGAAGAUGAGGACCUCAAAGCUGCCCCGCUCCGCACUGGGAAUGGCAGCUCGGGGCCUGAAGGAAGGAGCUCCCGGGACAGACCAGCCCCUUCUGCAGGCAUGCAGCCCCAGCCUUCUCUCUGCUCCUCAGCCAUGAGAAAACAGGAGAUCAUAAAGAUCACAGAGCAGCUGAUUGAAGCCAUCAACAAUGGGGACUUUGAGGCCUACACGAAGAUUUGUGAUCCAGGCCUCACUUCUUUUGAGCCAGAGGCCCUUGGUAACCUCGUGGAGGGGAUGGAUUUCCAUAAGUUUUACUUUGAGAAUCUCCUGUCCAAAAAUAGCAAGCCCAUCCAUACCACCAUCCUAAACCCACACGUCCAUGUGAUUGGAGAGGACGCAGCUUGCAUCGCCUACAUCCGGCUCACCCAGUACAUCGACGGGCAGGGUCGGCCUCGCACCAGCCAGUCGGAGGAGACCCGGGUCUGGCACCGCCGGGAUGGCAAGUGGCUCAAUGUCCACUACCACUGCUCAGGGGCCCCUGCCGCACCACUGCAGUGAGCUCAGCAACAGGGGUAUUAGGAGAUUUCCAGCCGGAGGUCGAACCUUCGCAGCCAGUGGCUCUGGAGGGCCGGAGUGACAGCGGCAGUCCUGUUCGUUUGAGGUUUAAAACAAUUAAAUUACAAAGCGGCAGCAGCCAAUGCACGCCCCUGCAUGCAGCCCUCCCGCCCGCCCUUCGUGUCUGUCUCUGCUGUACCGAGGUGUUUUUUUACAUUUAAGGAAAAAAAAAAAAAGGAAAAAAAAAAAGAUUGUUUAAAAAAAAAAAAAAAGAAGCAGCAGCGGAAAACUUACCAUGAUGCGUUUUAAAACCACCAAUAGCCCUUGGGCCGGCAAGAAGGCAGAAGUCUGUGUGACACCCAUUUUGGCAUGAACAGCGGGCUCACCCACCAGUGCUGCAGAGGUGUGCUUGGCCUCUGGCCCCACAGACUUGGCGGGGGGACCAGGCAAGAACACUGACAGAGUUUUGGGGACUGUGAUAUGAGUGUAGCCCCCAAGGUGGCCUGCUUACCCCAGGUCUUGGAGUGGACAUCUUCAGACCUCGCAUAGGUGCCUGGAAUGCGGCUGGGGACAACAUGGUGGACAUGAGGCCUACCUGGGAGAGGAGGCAGAGCUCCCAGCCUGUUGUGGAGGCAGCUGAGAUGCAGAGACCUCAGGACGGAGGGCCCCAACGUUGCUGUACUGUUCCACGUAGCAUAGAAGGGAAGAGAAUUGGUGCUGUGGAAGUGUGUUCGUGACGGAGCCGGAGAGGAAUCUCGUGCUAGUCUGACUGUCCUCACUCACUCAUCCGUUACUCGGAGGCACAGUGCCCUUGGCCCUGAUGUUUGCCUGAUCCUGUGGCCGGGAAAGGGCGGGGGUGGGUGCUUCUGCUUUGUGGUUUCUUUUACAAUUUUGGCAAAGGAGAGCCGGCCUGACCAGGCUGCCCACACCACCUUGAGCAGUGCUGGUUUUCUGUCUGGGCCUGGGCCCUCUGCCGAGAGCCCCUGUGGGAUGGGCAGAGCGAGACAGCGGGAGAAGGGGCGGUUGUUUCUAUGCAUUCAGGUUGCCCUCCGGCCGCCUCUCUCCUACUUCCCUUGCAGCUCAUCCUUGUCUGUUUUUUUCCUGUCUUUGAGAUUGACCCAACUGCUCUGACAAGAGGAGGGGCUGUCCUCUCAGAGAGGCCUCUUCUAUUGACCAACUGAAGUAUAGACUUACUGCUGGACAAUCUGCAUGGGCCUCACCCCCUGCACCUGCAUGUACCCAAAAGAGAAGUCCAGAGCCAAGGUUCCUGCAUCCAUUGGCCUGCCCUGUGCUCAAAGAGCCUCGCUUCGGGAGACCAAGAUAUGCAGUCCAGGGUCAGAUAAUGGAGGAGCAGUUGGUCACAGCCUUGGUCCCCUAUCUCCCUCCCCCCCAAAAAUAGCUGUGCAGGAGUAUCUGCACUUUGUCGGGGGUGGGGGCGGGAGGUGGGUCGACAAACCCCAGCUUCCUGGGCUAUCUUCUGGAGGCACAGGAGCUGGGGAGAGAGAGGUUUUGCUUUGGAGCCAACUGAGAAGAGUGCGAAUUCACAGGUGCUGGUGCUUGGGUUUAGCCGGGCUCCUCGAAGCACCUCCUGCAUGCCCCGGCCCCAUCCCGCCCUGCAGCCUGCAGGGCCAGCACGCAGAUCCCUUUCACCAACAGGGUUGGGUUUUGCUGGCUUGAAGACACACGGUCUUAGAAUUCUUUGAGACCCAUAGCUUCAUAUGGCUGCUCCAGCCCCACUUCCUAGCAUCCAUAACUCUUCUGGGGCUAAUGUCAGCAUCUAUAGACAAUAGACAAAACUAAAUCACCUUUUAAAAACAGGAAAAGGAAGGCAUUUGAUGCAGAAUUUUUGCAUGAUGACAUAGAAAUAAUUUAAAAUUAGUUAGUGUUUGUUCUGAAUGUUGGUAGACCCUUCAUAGCUUUGUUACAAUGAAACCUUGAACUGAAGAUAUUUAAUAAAAUAACCUUUAAACAG